This is a messenger RNA of Lates calcarifer (barramundi perch), 1205 nucleotides long. It is a transcript of the gene rgs5b, whose product is annotated as regulator of G protein signaling 5b. Bases 124 to 654 code for a protein of 176 amino acids. Lineage: Eukaryota; Metazoa; Chordata; Actinopteri; Centropomidae. The record is from RefSeq and is a predicted model, not a curated record. The transcript has 5 exons.
CUCUCCCACACGGAGGGCAGACCAGCUGAGAGCUAACUCACUCACAACAAGGAAGACAGCUCUGUUACACACUUCACAAACACCUGUCAAAACCUCUGGAACUAUUCAGGAAAACAUCUCAUCAUGUGCAGAGGACUCGAAUCACUGCCCAUCACCUGCCUGGAGAGGGCGAAGGAGCUGAAAGCUUUGUUUGGAAGUUUACUACAGAAGUCAGAUCACAGCAUCACAUCAAAGAAAAGUGACAAAUUGAGGUUAAAUGAUGACGAGCCUCUGAAAUGGAAGGAGUCGUUUGAGAAACUGCUGUCUAGCCAAAAUGGACUGUGCCUGUUCAGAGCCUUCCUCGUCUCAGAGUUCAGUGAAGAAAACAUCGCCUUCUACUUGGCUUGUGAGGACUACCAGGCGACGAAACCCUCAAAACUGGCCGCCAAGGCAAAGAAAAUUUAUGACGAGUUCAUCGGAUCUGAUGCACCACGAGAGGUAAAUCUGGACCAUGUGACCAAAGCCAUCACAAAAGAGAACAUGGAGCAUCCGGGCCAGUCCUGUUUUGACCUGGCUCAAGCCAAAAUCUACGCCUUAAUGGAGAAGGACUGCUACCCCCGCUUCCUCAAAUCCUCCACGUACCUGGAGCUCAGCAGAAAGACCAAGACGGGCUAAAGACUUUUCUAUUGAAGACCUCUCCUGAAAACAGCAGGCAUGAUGUGAUCACUCCUCAAAGGGACAUAAGCUUACUGACGCACAGCAGAGACUGGAAGGGUUCAGAUGGAACAGUUACCUCAGUCAGAGGAGUUUUUGCACAGUUUCGUGUGGAGUUAUUUCGGAGGAUCCGCACGUAUCAGGGUCCAAGCUGGAAGCUAAAGGAACACUGUGGCUGUGAGAAGAGACUGACACAGACUGAGCUGCAGGCGAUGACUGCCUCUGAAAGAGACACGUGUACUGUACAUACGGGGCCACAGUGGCAUGAAGUAUAAAGUGCAGAGACAGUUUCACACAACAAAACUACCACUUGGAGAGAUGCUUAGUCUUCUCCGUAGCAUUAAUGUUUAUUUAUUCUUUAUUUAUUAAAAGUUAAUUCUAUUAUGUAAAUGUUUGCUGUGUAACUGGUUGGUUAAACCAAUUUGUAUUUUCUAUGUUUUUUUUUUAAUCUGAAGUACUGUAUGUGAAACCAAGAGAAUUGAAUAAAGGAUUGCCAGUUUUCAGAGACAAAA